Messenger RNA from Cavia porcellus (domestic guinea pig), 3440 nucleotides. RefSeq names its product inositol polyphosphate-5-phosphatase J (gene Inpp5j). Gene Ontology annotation, molecular function: phosphatidylinositol-4,5-bisphosphate 5-phosphatase activity; phosphatidylinositol-3,4,5-trisphosphate 5-phosphatase activity. Gene Ontology annotation, biological process: negative regulation of peptidyl-serine phosphorylation; phosphatidylinositol dephosphorylation. Gene Ontology annotation, cellular component: ruffle; plasma membrane; cytoplasm. The transcript is spliced from 13 exons. The coding region runs from base 72 to 3041 and encodes 989 amino acids. NCBI's taxonomy places the organism in Eukaryota, Metazoa, Chordata, Mammalia, Rodentia, Caviidae. The record is from RefSeq and is a predicted model, not a curated record.
AUCACGGUUCCCGGGAGCGGAGGAGCUAGAGCCAGAGCCCAAGGGAGCCUGAGCUGCUGGGGGCUGCAGACAUGGAGGGCCAGAAUGGCAGCAGCAGUGGGAAGCCAGGGACCCGAGCUGGCCUGGGCUCCUUGCUUAUGCCUCGUGGGGUUUCUCAAACUGGAACACCCUCCAAGGUCCAACUGAAGGAGAAAACAGCCCCAGGACCCUUGGAACCAAGGUUGGCUCUGGCACCUGUGGGGCCACGAACAGCAAUGUCACCUUCCUCAGAGGGGCUAAGGCUGGUUCUGGCAUCUCCCCAACCCAUCCUGUCUCCACUGUCCACCCCUGGAGGACACAGAAGAGCUCCUGCUCACCGUAGUUCCAGUCAAGCUCCAACAUGUGUGGGCCAGCUAGUGGUGUCUGCCUCAGCUGGAUCAAAGCCUUCCCCAGCAACCUCAGGCUCAGUCCUGGCUCCAGCAUCUCUGGGGCAGCUGGUGAUAUCUGCCUCAGCUGUCCCAAAGCCUUCCCCAGUUACCCUGGAGACCAGUGUGGCUCCAGCUUCCAGAGACAAGAAGCAAUUGUCACCCACCUCCAUGGCACCUAAGCCAGCAUUGGCAGCUUCAGGCCUAAGCCUGGCCCUAGCUCCUCAGGAGGAGCCCCACCAGCCCCCAGCCAGUCCUUCCCCAGUGCCUAGUCCAGCUCUGUCAUUCUCUCAGGAACAGACCCUCACUCCAGCAUCCACAGCCUCAGCUCCCACUUCUAUGGGGUGCACAGCAACUAGACAGAAGGAUGCCCCAGUCCCCAGAUCUCUCCCCACUUCUGAGGGGCAUCUCCAGCCUCCAGCUCAGGCAUCUAGUCCUACAACCCCCCCAUCCUUGAUCCAAACCUCCCCAGAUGCCCGGUUCUCCCUCACCUUCCGAGCUUGGCCUGAGGCUCCGCGAAACAUCCCUGAAGAUCCUGUCCUGCCCCAGCCACUCCCGACCCUGCCCUUGGAUGUAGGCCAGGGCCCUCCAGAGCCUGGCACCCGUUCCCCUGGACUUCUGUCCCCUACCUUCCGGCCAGGGGCUCUCUCAGGCCAGACGGUGCCCCCAGCUCUGCCCAAGCCACCUCGGUCUCCCAGUCGUUCCCCUAGCCGCUCCCCCAACCACUCUUCCUGUGUCCCUUCAGCCCCUGAGAUGGCCAUCCCCAAGCCUGACACCCAGAGUACAGUGCCUGGCACUCAGGGCAUAGUACCUGGCACCAAGAGCAUAGGGCCUGUUGCUCAGGGUACAAGGUCUGGCAACCAGGACGCGAUGCCUAGCAGGAGCCUGAGCCCCAGUCUUCAAGCCCAGGAAGCUUCAGCCCCAGUCACCACCUCUCCUACGUCCACCUCAUCAUCCACCUCUUGGUCAGCUCAGCCUACCUGCAAGAGUGACCCCGGAUUCCGGAUCACUGUGGUCACAUGGAACGUGGGCACUGCCAUGCCUCCAGACGAUGUCACAUCCCUCCUCCACCUGGGUGGUGGCGAUGACAGUGAUGGUGCAGACAUGAUCGCCAUAGGGUUGCAGGAAGUGAAUUCCAUGAUCAACAAGCGGCUCAAGGACGCUCUCUUCACGGACCAGUGGAGCGAGCUAUUCAUGGAAGCGCUGGGGCCCUUCAGUUUCGUGCUGGUGAGUACAGUGAGGAUGCAAGGUGUCAUCCUUCUGUUGUUCGCCAAGUACUACCACCUGCCCUUCCUGAGGGACGUGCAGACUGACUGCACUCGUACUGGCCUGGGUGGCUACUGGGGUAACAAGGGUGGCGUGAGUGUGCGCCUGUCUGCUUUCGGGCACAUGCUCUGUUUCUUGAACUGCCACUUGCCUGCGCAUAUGGACAAAGCGGAGCAGCGCAAGGACAAUUUUCAAACUAUCCUUAGCCUCCAGCAAUUCCAGGGACCUGGCGCACAAGGAAUCCUGGAUCAUGACCUCGUGUUCUGGUUUGGGGACCUGAACUUCCGAAUCGAGAGUUAUGACCUGCACUUUGUCAAGUUUGCUAUUGACAGUGACCGGCUCCAUCAACUCUGGGAGAAGGACCAGCUCAACAUAGCCAAGAACACUUGGCCCAUCUUGAAAGGCUUCCAAGAGGGGCCCCUUAACUUCGCCCCUACCUUCAAGUUUGAUGUGGGUACCAACAAAUAUGAUACCAGCGCCAAGAAGCGGAAGCCAGCCUGGACAGAUCGUAUUCUGUGGAAGGUCAAGGCUCCAGGUGGAGGUCCUAGCCCCUCAGGACGGGAGAGCCACCGGCUCCAGGUGACCCAACACAGCUACCGCAGCCACAUGGAAUACACAGUCAGUGACCACAAGCCUGUGGCUGCUCAGUUUGUUUUGCGGUUUGCCUUCAGGGACGACGUGCCACUGGUACGGCUGGAGGUGGCAGAUGAGUGGGUACGACCAGAGCAGGCUGUGGUGAGGUACCGCAUGGAAACAGUGUUUGCCCGAAGUUCCUGGGACUGGAUCGGCUUGUACCGGGUGGGUUUUCGCCACUGCAAGGAUUAUGUGGCCUAUGUAUGGGCCAAACAUGAAGAUGUGGACGGGACUAUCUUCCAGGUGACAUUCAGUGAGGAAUCACUACCCAAGGGCCAUGGAGACUUCAUCCUGGGCUAUUACAGUCACAACCACAGCAUCCUCAUCGGUGUCACUGAACCCUUUCAGUAUUCCCCCAGAUCUCGCUGCCUACCUCGAAGUCAGCCAGCAGCAGCAGCAGCACAGACAGCUCGGGGACCUCCUCGGAGGGUGAGGAUGACAGCACUCUGGAGCUUCUCGCACCCAAGUCCCGCAGCCCCAGUCCUGGCAAGUCCAAGCGACAUCGUAGCCGCAGCCCAGGACUGGCCCGUUUCCCCAGUUUUGCCCUGCGGCCCUCAUCCCGUGAACGUCGUGGUGCCAGCCGUAGCCCCUCACCCCAAAGCCGCCAGUUACCCCGUGCAGCCCCCGAUAGGAGCAAUGGCAGGAGCAAUGGCAACAGCAGCCGAGGCAGCAGUGAAGAAGGGCCCUCUGCGCUGCCUGGCCCCUGGGCCUUCCCAUCAACUGUGCCUCGAAGCCUAGGCGUGCUGCCUGCCUUGCGCCUAGAGACUGUAGAUCCUGGUGGUGGCGGGCCCUGGGGACCUGGUCAGGAGGCCCCUGACCCUGACAGCCUGUCUCCUAGCCCCCAGGGCAGGCAGGGGCUGGAGGAAGGGGGUCUGGGACCCUGAGGGCCAGGUAGGUAGAUGGGCCCAAAAUGGCCCCACACCGCCUCAAUCUUUCAUAAACCCAUCUGCCUCUUUCCUGCUGCCACUCCAACUGUAUCUGUACCCACCUCUGUCCUAGCCAGGGGUGGCCAACUGGCACCUCAACUGUGACAAUCAGCAAAGCCCCGCCUGGGCCCCCAUCUGGGAUGGUGGGGGAAAUAUGACAGAUUUCCCAAUCCCGGAGGUCACCCAUCAGGAAUUAAAUUCUCCAGCUUCA